GGUGACACACUCAUUACUUCUGAUCAUCCUCUUCUGCCACGGAAGGGAUUUCAAAGAGAUCGAUGCAGACACUGUACUUUGUUGUGCCAUGUGUUAUCAUCUUCUUUCUUUUGGUAUUUCCAAAUGGCUUUUGCCUUGCUGAUACCAACAUGAAAUCAAGUUCUCAAUGCUCACAAGCUGAUAAUUAUUCUGACAGUGAAAGCACAUUCCAGACCAAUCUGAGAACUUUGUUGGAUUCUCUUGCUUCUAAUGUGGUGCAAAACCAUGGCUUUUACCAAACCAUUGUAGGAAAAAAAGCCAACAGGGUUUAUGGCACAGUAUUAUGUAGAGGGGACAUAUCUGCUAGCAAUUGUUCUGAUUGCACCCUUAAUUCUACAAGAGUAGCCUCAAAUGAUUGUCCUAUGAGCAAAGAUGUUUCAAUUUGGUUUAGAUGGUGUUUCCUAAGGUAUUCAAAUGUAAGCUUCUUUGGAGAUAUGCAACAAACAGCUGUAGCAAUCACAAAUGAAACUGAUUUUGAUGAUCCAUCUGUGGUUUCUGAAGGGCUUCCCUUCAUGAGUGGACUAGCAGCUGUGGCUCCAGACAAGUCAUUCAUGUUCCACACAGAAGUACUGAACACAAGUCAAAGUGGACAGAAGAGGUAUGGCAUGGCUCAAUGCACCAGAGAUAUCAGCAGGGUGGACUGCAGAAGGUGCUUGGAUUCUCAGUUGGAAAAUUUCAGAACUGUAAUUGGAAACAAAAGAAGAUGGGAAAUUUAUGGAUCUAAUUGUUUCAUGUGGUACAAUGACUACCAGUUUUAUUCUAAUGGCUCUACUCUUCUAAGUGCUGCUUGGAGGCCCUCUUCUUACACAACAUUAAUAAUUGGCAUGACUCUUGCUGUCUCAGCGGCCCUUUUCAUGCUUUUCUAACUCUGGCCGCUAUUUUAUAAUUUCUUUUAGAAUGUCAAGAAUGUGCAACUGGCGAUUAUUUAAUUCAAUCUCCAUUACUUCUUCUGUGAGAUUUGUUUUUUUUUUGACAUGUUUUAGGAGUAUUUGUGUUGCUAAACUUUUCUCUUAUUUUGUCUUCCUUGUUAUUUAUUUAUUUGUUUGUCUUUAUUGGAGGGCUUUUUUGAUUAUUAUUGGGAUAUCCAUACAUCUGAUUAAGGAAAAAAUCGACCACUCAACUUCAUGGA
Messenger RNA from Glycine soja, 1168 nucleotides. RefSeq names its product cysteine-rich repeat secretory protein 38-like. The record is from RefSeq and is a predicted model, not a curated record. Bases 63 to 905 code for a protein of 280 amino acids. Lineage: Eukaryota; Viridiplantae; Streptophyta; Magnoliopsida; Fabales; Fabaceae. The transcript is spliced from 2 exons.